Messenger RNA from Candidula unifasciata, 885 nucleotides. Lineage: Eukaryota; Metazoa; Mollusca; Gastropoda; Stylommatophora; Geomitridae. The record is from the annotation of a GenBank genome assembly.
AUGCUGCGAAUAUCAGCCCUUAAUGAUUCCUCUUGUUCUGAGGAUGAUUCACAGAAAAUAGAACUGACAAAGACCAAAGAGGCGAAGGAGGCUGAGGCAUUUGCUGCAUACAACAAGGCUUUGUCACAUCAACAUAAAGGAAGCACUCUUCAUGCUGAGAAGUUACUGCGAAAUCUAUUUGACCACCCAUUCUUAAAAGAGGCAUCUAAUCUAGUUGGCGGCGAUGACUAUCAACCACAGACACUCAACCACCCCGGCCUUCACCUGCUGUACUCCAUCCAUAAGAACCUGGCAUCCAUUCUUUUGCAGAGGGGUCAGCUCCAAGAAGCAAUAGCUGCUUAUAUUGAAGCUGUGAAGGUAGAUUCCUCUGAAGUGACUGUUUGGUUUAAAAUGGGACAGGUGGCUAAAGAGUUACACAAUUACCCUCUGGCAAAAAUUUGUUUCCAGCAGGCUCUGCAGUGUAACCCCAAUCACUGGCCAAGUCUGGACAAUGCUAUUACUGUGACUUUUGCUUUGGGAGAUUACUUAACAUGUUUAGAGAACAUCAGCACUGCUCUUGAAAAAGACUGCACUUAUCCAAAAGGUCUGGCUUUCAGGAAGCAGAUAUUAUCUGAACAGCCGUCUUUAGAGAGUUUGACCAAAGAACUGUUCAUAUAUUGUGAUCCCAAGAUUCAUAUGUUAGCUGUGGAUGCAGAGGAGACCAAAGAGUACAUCAAUGAAGCCUUGAAAUUUAGAGCCACGAGACGUCAGAUGAUUCUAGAGCAUCAAGAAAAGGAGCAUCAACCGUUAACAUUUAGAAAACCACUGACUCCCUUUACAUGGAAAAAUGUUGGGGAGCAGCUGAUUGAUUUGUAUGACUUUGCAGUUAACAGCAACCCUCCUAAA